GUGGGAGCAGUUAUGCUUUAGAAAGCCAUGGGCAGUGCGGUUAAGCUAAUCAUGAGGCUGUGUAUAGUGUUUUUACUGUUGCUGGCUACUGGCCUCUCGGCUUUGCCAGCUUCGGAGUUCGAUGACCAGAACUCAACAACUUGGACUGCGGAAGAAGCGUGCAGUGAAGUUUCAAAAAGCACCAUAAUUGAAAACCAAGAAGAUCCAACUUGUAGAACUUAUGUAUAUUGUUAUGUGACGAAUGGAUCAGUUUUGUCUUUGAUAAAGAAUUGCAAAACAAACCAGUACUUUGAUCCCAUUUCGAAAACGUGCAGUUCUCAAGUCCCAGCUAAGUGUUCUGCAGAGGCAACGGAGCCACCAAUCGAGUAUCCUACCGAACCCAGUACUGAGUCCAGUGACAAAUGCGAGGGCAUUACACAGACUAGCAUAUUGAAAAACGAAGAUGAUCCCACCUGCAAAAGUUAUAUAUAUUGCUAUGUUAGUAAUGGAUCGGUCUUCUCCUUAACAAAGAAUUGCAAGACAGGCAAAUACUUUGAUGCCACUUUGUACUUAUGCAGCUCCGCUAAGCCUGAUUAUUGUGUCUAAACAUUCAGGUAUCCAAUGGUUAUAAUUGUUAGAUUUCUGGACCAUCAAAAAUAGAUAAUUAUUCAUAGAAUUUUUCAAGAUAGAAGAUGUCAAAGCCAAUAAAUUCAUUUCUGCAAUUCA
Drosophila santomea is the source of this 705-nucleotide messenger RNA. RefSeq lists its product as uncharacterized. Bases 28 to 585 code for a protein of 185 amino acids. Lineage: Eukaryota; Metazoa; Arthropoda; Insecta; Diptera; Drosophilidae. Gene Ontology annotation, cellular component: extracellular region. The transcript is spliced from 4 exons. The record is from RefSeq and is a predicted model, not a curated record. Gene Ontology annotation, molecular function: chitin binding.